This is a messenger RNA of Gorilla gorilla gorilla (western lowland gorilla), 2285 nucleotides long. RefSeq names its product STAM binding protein like 1 (gene STAMBPL1). Gene Ontology annotation, cellular component: membrane; endosome. The transcript is spliced from 11 exons. Gene Ontology annotation, biological process: protein K63-linked deubiquitination. Gene Ontology annotation, molecular function: metal-dependent deubiquitinase activity; protein binding; K63-linked deubiquitinase activity. The record is from RefSeq and is a predicted model, not a curated record. Lineage: Eukaryota; Metazoa; Chordata; Mammalia; Primates; Hominidae. The coding region runs from base 712 to 2022 and encodes 436 amino acids.
GUCUAUCUCGGUGAAAUUCAUGGUGGAGCAAAAGGGAGUUUAGGUGGUUCCGGCCUGGGGAGAAGACCUGCAGGGUUUCAGAUGCGAAAGUCGCACCCAACCGCUUCACUCGGGCUCUAGGCCAUCCGCAGGGGCCCUGCUUCCUUCCACCUGCGAGCUUUUUCUGCAGAAUGCGGGAAGCCGCCGCCGCCGCCAAAGAGGAGGGGGCGGAGGCAGAGGCGGAGGCGGCACCCAGGGGCCGGGGCAGGGGAGGCCGGGACCAUCGCAGUGACAAUUUAUUUUCCUGCAGCAGCGGCAGCAGGGACGGUUGCUGCAGGUUCGGGGUCGGCCGGCCUGCGCGUGGGCUUGCGAGGACGCUGUUCGUCCCCUGCGCUGGGGUGUCCGACAGCGAGGAGGAGAACGACGCACGGAGCCCGCGCGACUGGAACCAGCAAAGCUCCAUCUGUCGGCAGAGGAGAAGGGGGAGGAGGCACGGCCGAGGCAAACGAGCGGACGCCUAGUCGCCGGGUGCCGGUAUCACCCCGCUGCAACGCCUUCCAGCAAAAGCCACCGCGGCCCGGGUUGCAGCAGCCGGACGGAUGCCAAGGCCACACGGCAGGCACGGGGGCAGCCGUCGCAGUCGCCGUCCCACACGGGCUGCGGACACCGAGUGUUGCUAAUGAAGUGAUUGAGAAGAAACAGUGAACAUCCUCAUUUCACAGAUAAGACAACAUGGAUCAGCCUUUUACUGUGAAUUCUCUGAAAAAGUUAGCUGCUAUGCCUGACCAUACAGAUGUUUCCCUAAGCCCAGAAGAGCGAGUCCGUGCCCUAAGCAAGCUUGGUUGUAAUAUCACCAUCAGUGAAGACAUCACUCCACGACGUUACUUUAGGUCUGGAGUAGAGAUGGAGAGGAUGGCGUCUGUGUAUUUGGAAGAAGGAAAUUUGGAAAAUGCCUUUGUUCUUUAUAAUAAAUUUAUAACCUUAUUUGUAGAAAAGCUUCCUAACCAUCGAGAUUACCAGCAAUGUGCAGUACCUGAAAAGCAGGAUAUUAUGAAGAAACUGAAGGAGAUUGCAUUCCCAAGGACAGAUGAAUUGAAAAACGACCUUUUAAAGAAAUAUAACGUAGAAUACCAAGAAUAUUUGCAAAGCAAAAACAAAUAUAAAGCUGAAAUUCUCAAAAAACUGGAGCAUCAGAGAUUGAUAGAGGCAGAAAGGAAGCGGAUUGCUCAGAUGCGCCAGCAGCAGCUAGAAUCGGAGCAGUUUCUGUUUUUCGAAGAUCAACUCAAGAAGCAAGAGUUAGCCCGAGGUCAAAUGCGAAGUCAGCAAACCUCAGGGCUGUCAGAGCAGAUUGAUGGGAGCGCUUUGUCCUGCUUUUCCACACACCAGAACAAUUCCUUGCUGAAUGUAUUUGCAGAUCAACCUAAUAAAAGUGAUGCAACCAAUUAUGCUAGCCACUCUCCUCCUGUAAACAGGGCCUUAACGCCAGCUGCUACUCUAAGUGCUGUUCAGAAUUUAGUGGUUGAAGGACUGCGAUGUGUAGUUUUGCCAGAAGAUCUUUGCCACAGAUUUCUGCAACUGGCAGAAUCUAAUACAGUGAGAGGAAUAGAAACCUGUGGAAUACUCUGUGGAAAACUGACACAUAAUGAAUUUACUAUUACCCAUGUAAUUGUGCCAAAGCAGUCUGCGGGACCAGACUAUUGUGACAUGGAGAAUGUAGAGGAAUUAUUCAAUGUUCAGGAUCAACAUGAUCUCCUCACUCUAGGAUGGAUCCAUACGCAUCCCACUCAAACUGCAUUUUUAUCCAGCGUUGAUCUUCACACUCACUGUUCCUAUCAACUCAUGUUGCCAGAGGCCAUUGCCAUUGUUUGCUCACCAAAGCAUAAAGACACUGGCAUCUUCAGGCUCACCAAUGCUGGCAUGCUUGAGGUUUCUGCUUGUAAAAAAAAGGGCUUUCAUCCACACACCAAGGAGCCCAGGCUGUUCAGUAUAUGCAAACAUGUGUUGGUAAAAGACAUAAAAAUAAUUGUGUUGGAUCUGAGGUGAUAUGUUCUGAAUGUAAGCACCGUCAACAUCAGACACCUACUCAUGGACAUGUGGUUGCCGGAUUUUCUUAAGAUGUUUCCAGAAAUGACUGAUAUUUUAUAUUUAUACAUUUUAGAUGACAAAGCUUGAUAUUUAUUGCUGUCGCACAUUUUGAAGUUUUCUUUUUGGGUUGCUCUGUGUCAAGAGAGGUUACAUGGUGUUAAAUCGGUACCUGAUAAUGUACCCAAAUACUAUGGCCAGAUAAUAAAUUGUGCUGCAAACAA